Molecule: messenger RNA, 1649 nt
Organism: Mercurialis annua (annual mercury)
Lineage: Eukaryota; Viridiplantae; Streptophyta; Magnoliopsida; Malpighiales; Euphorbiaceae
Product: PP2A regulatory subunit TAP46
Exons: 9
Coding region: 172-1374 (400 amino acids)
Biological process (GO): regulation of signal transduction; regulation of dephosphorylation
Cellular component (GO): cytosol
Molecular function (GO): protein phosphatase 2A binding
Source: RefSeq, a predicted model, not a curated record
ACUCAAUCGUUAACUCCAUCUUCUUCAAACUCCUUUUCUUUUACCACUUCUGGUUAGUUAUCCAAUUCAAAAUUCCAUAAGAUUCCCAAUUCAAUUUCAAAUCCCAAAUUCAUUUCAAUCCCCCAAAACAAAACCCUAGAAUUUCAAUUCAAUUCAGAAAUUAGGGUUUCCAUGGAGGAGCUUCCUCUUCCAGCUCUGUUCGAGCAAGCUCAAAAGAUCCAUACAACCGCCACGGAGUCCAGUGCUGAUCAGGAAACGGUUAAGAAAGGGUGUGAAGCACUGCAUAAAUGCGAGGAUAUGAUAAAUAAAUUAGGGUUAUUCUCAGCUAAUGAGACCAGGGAGGAUAUUUCCACUUCUGUUCUAAAAUACAUUCUGGUACCUUAUUAUCUUGCUGAACUGACUGAAAGAAUUGUACAAGAUGAUAGAAUACCAGUAUUAAAAGCUUCGCAGGCUAAGCUAAAGGAGUUCCUUUCUUUUUGUGAGGCGAUGGAACUUGUGCCGGAAGAGGAGUUGCUAGCAUCUUCUCAAGGGAGUUCGAAUUCUUUUCCUGAAAAAAGAGCCCAGAAGAUUGCACGGUUCAAUCGUCAAAGAGCUGCUCAAGCUAAGUUGUUAGAAAUAGAGGAGCGUAAGGAGAGGCGUGGCCGUUCAACUCGAGCAGCUGCCUUGUCAACUCCAGUUGAGGCUGGAGAGGAGGAUGUGUUGGAUGACGGUGGAGAAGAAGAAAGGGAGGCCUGGCUUAUUACCAUCUCUUUAGCCAUCUGUAAGGCGUUUGACCUGCUUGAAAUGUUGAAAAAAGAGGAAGAAAUGCUUUCUGCUGUAAAAGAAAGACGGCUAAAGGAAGGGGACAAAGAAUUUUCUCAGACAGUUCUUGAUGAACGAACUGAAAAGGCAGAAGCUUGGCAUCGUGGUGCUGCUGCUAGAUCACAAUAUACCAAGCCAGCACCACCCAUCACCUGUGCUACUUUCGCUCAAGAUGUUCUAGAAGGAAGAGCACAAGUUUCACAGGAACAUGACCAUAAGCACCAGCCUAUGCUAUUUGGACCAGCAAGUCUUGUUGGUGGUAGUAGAACAACUGAGAGGGAAAGAAUGAUGGCGCAGGUCUUCCAACCUAACUUCAGGUUGCCAACAAUGAGUAUAGAAGAAGCUGGGUUAAAGGAAAUGGAGAUGAUGAAUAAAUUUCAAGAGAGAAAUGCUGAACUCAUGGCAGAAGCCAACUCUGGAUGGUAUAAGGAUGAUCAAAGGCCAAAAACAGGGGAGGAAGAAGAUGAAGAUAAUGACGAUGAUGAUGCUGUACUGAAAGCAAGAGCAUGGGAUGACUGGAAAGAUGAUAAUCCUCGGGGAGCUGGCAAUAAGAAGCUUACCCCCUGUGGUUAAAGAGAUAGCACCAGGUGGUUUCUGUUGAUCACGAUUUAACUUAUUUUCAGCUACAUUCUCCUAAAUUCUUUCUGCAGAGAUAUUGGCUUACAAAUUUUUUUGUCUCUGUCAUGUCCUCUAAUUUAAACAAUAUCAUGUUUUAUAUUAUAGGAAGCUGCUUUUUAGCAUACUUUUCACUAAAUCCAGCAUCAGGACACGUAAUUCUUUUUUUUUUCUGUAUGUUUCCAUGCUUAGCAAAUACAUAUGGGGUCCAAAUUUGCUUUUCCUUGUGAUUC